AUGAUGAGCUAUAACAAGAUCAAGAAAUAUUUUUCAUCUUGCUGGGUGUGGAGGACACUUUUCUGAAAAUUAUUCUUCUCCUUUCUCUCACUUCUCAUAUUUUGCUCUCCUUGGUAAAAGGUUAUUAUCUUUUCUUCUACAGAGGACAACUGAGAAGGAACAUGACAGCACCACUUCUACUUCAUUUACUUUUCCAAGUUGUUCUGCUCUAUGAUGCUUUGGGAUGGGAAGUGAGCAUGCCAAAAGAUAUUUAUGGUCUCCAAGGUUCCUGUUUGGUCAUACCAUGUUCUUUCAGCUACACAUCAAACCCACCUGAAAACCCACGUAGAGUUGUGUGGUAUCAGUGGGUCUCUAAAGGUUAUCCUUUAGUUUACGAUCCUUGGCAUGCAGACAGUGUCAUUGAGAUGUUCAGAGGAAAAACUGAUUUAUAUAGUAACUCAAGUAGGGAUUGCAGUCUGCUGAUCAAAAACCUGGAACUGUCCCACCAUGGAGAAAAAUUAUAUGCAUGGAUCGACCCUGAAAACAUUGGGUAUAGGACCUACAAAUUUUAUGAUGUCACUUCUACAAUCCUUGUCAAAGAAAGUCCACAGCAAUCCAGCAUCAAAGUUUUUGGAGGUGACAGGACAGGUGACGCCAUCACAGUAGUAUGUUCAACUUUCCACACGUGUCCAUACAGCAAACCAACCAUCACUCUGAACGGUAUAGAAGGAUCUGAUCAAAUAGACAAUGAGCAUAUUAAAGAUGGCCUGUGGAAAAGCACUCUGACACGCACAGGUGUCGUAAAGACAGUACAUUCGAUUAUUGAGUGUUCAGUAACACAUUAUGGUGGAAUAACUGUGACAGCUACAAAAGAUAAAAGUGCUAAAUGUGUCCAUCAUAACAUAUCGAUUGAGCCUGAACUGGCAGAUGUCACCGAGGGCAUCGCAAAGAACUUCACUUGUAGUGUCUACCAUUCCUGCCAGAAUGAGAAUCCAAACAUCACAUGGAACUAUAAGAACAUGCAGGUCACGGAGUGGAACAAAUCACUUUCUGCUUUAGAUCAGAUCAGCUAUUCUAGCAUAACCUUUCUGGGGGCAAGAGAAGACCAUGGCAAGAAAUUGAUAUGUACAGCAAAAUUUUCUGGAAGAGACAUUACGGCAUCUGUUGUCUUAAAUGUGCAAAACCCAGUGCUCAUUGGACUCAAGAUUACUGGUCUUUACAUCCUAACACCGUCACUUGUGUUCCUUCUGGCUUGUAUCCUUGUUGUAGUCAUAUUCAAGAAGAGACAAAGGUCAAAAAAUGCAAGUCCAGAGUCAGGAAAAAAACCUUUCUCCAAACCUCGAAUGCCCUCACCAAAGAGUGAUCCAAAAUCCCACUCAGAUUAUGAUUAUGAAGCUGAUUACAUCAACGAGGAAGUAGGCAACAUCUAUGGAAAUGUCUGAUGAAAAAGCUACACGUCAAAACCAAAAAGCAUUUUACUAUAGU
Carassius carassius (crucian carp) is the source of this 1464-nucleotide messenger RNA. RefSeq names its product sialoadhesin-like. Lineage: Eukaryota; Metazoa; Chordata; Actinopteri; Cypriniformes; Cyprinidae. The record is from RefSeq and is a predicted model, not a curated record. The coding region runs from base 162 to 1421 and encodes 419 amino acids. The transcript has 9 exons.